This is a messenger RNA of Eublepharis macularius, 3109 nucleotides long. RefSeq names its product sodium-dependent proline transporter-like. Gene Ontology annotation, biological process: sodium ion transmembrane transport. NCBI's taxonomy places the organism in Eukaryota, Metazoa, Chordata, Lepidosauria, Squamata, Eublepharidae. Gene Ontology annotation, cellular component: membrane. Bases 489 to 2198 code for a protein of 569 amino acids. The record is from RefSeq and is a predicted model, not a curated record. Gene Ontology annotation, molecular function: L-proline transmembrane transporter activity. The transcript has 15 exons.
GGAGGAGGACAGAAGGGUGAGAGCAGGGCUGGCGUCAACACCGGACAAGGGGGGCAGCUUCUGGUGGGGGGGUCCCUGCUGCUGACUCCCCAUUCACUCAUCUCCUCUGAUGCCUGCACUCACACCCUUCUGCUCCCAGCUGCAUAUGCUGCCAUGCGCUGCUGGAGAAGGGCAUGUGGCUGGUGCACAAAGCAUCAGCGUUCCUGGUGACCGUGGCAGUACCACGCCAGCUGCACCCGUUACCCAGCACCCUCAAGGAAAGGGUAUGCAAGCAGUGGGGGUGGCUGUGACUGCAGCUGGCAGAAAGAGGGCAAAGGAACGACGCAGAGGAGAAUGCCGUCCAGCUGAACGGGGCAGUCCUGGAGGCGAGCCACCACCUGCCCCCUGCCAGUCCGACCCAGACCCAGACCCAGCCCGUCAGUCCGGCAUGUGGGUCCAGCCAGCCCCGAGAGACUUGGGGUGGAAAGUAUGAGUUCCUCCUCUCCUGCAUGGGCUACUGCGUGGGGCUGGGGAACGUCUGGCGCUUCCCGUAUCUCUGCUAUCGCAACGGCGGGGGAGUGUUUUUGAUCCCUUAUUCCAUCAUGCUCCUCUUCACGGGGCUGCCCCUCUUCUUGAUGGAGCUCAGCCUUGGCCAGUACGGCGCAGCGGGACCCAUCACCGUCUGGAAGUGCUGCCCCCUCUUGAAAGGGAUCGGGAUCGGGAUGCUGCUUGUGUCCUCGCUGGUGUCUCUCUACUACAACGUCAUCAUCGCCUGGACUUUCUACUACCUGGGCGCGUCCUUCCAGAGCCCCCUGCCCUGGUCCUGUGACGCCCUACAGAAUGCCCACCUCUGCCAGGCCCAGAAUGUAUCCUUGGGAAACGCCUCUCGGCUCAGCGCCAGUGAAGCAUUUUGGAAUGAGCGGGUGCUGGGAGUGGUGCACAGCUCCGGACUUGGGGACCCUGGCCCGGUGAGGUGGCCCCUGGCGUUGUGCCUGCUGCUGGCCUGGGCCGUCAUCUUCCUGUGCACGCUGCGAGGCAUCCACAGCUCUGGCAAGGUGGUGUAUUUCACAGCCACGUUCCCCUACCUGGUCAUCUUUGUCCUCAUCGUCCGGGGUGCGACCUUGGAGGGCUCCAUUGACGGGGUCCGCUUCUACCUCUCAGCAGACUGGAGCCGGCUGCGCAGUGCACAGGUCUGGAACGACGCUGCCUCCCAGAUCUUCUACUCUCUGGGCAUCGGCUUCGGGGGCCUCCUCUCCAUGGCUUCCUACAACAAGUUUGACAACAACGUGAUCCGGGACACCUUGGUGAUUGCCAUCGGAAACUGCUGCACCAGCUUCUUUGCUGGCUUUGCCAUUUUCUCCAUCCUUGGCCACAUGGCAUGGAGGAAGAAGGUGCCGGUGGGCGAAGUGGCAGAUUCAGGUCCCGGGCUGGCGUUUGUUGCUUACCCAGAAGCCCUUGCUCUGCUGCCAGGCUCAGCCUUCUGGUCCAUCCUCUUCUUCAUGAUGCUCUUCACCCUGGGAGUCGAUACGCUGUUUGGCAACAUGGAAGGCAUCACCACAGCCGUGAUGGACGAGUUCCCCUCCCUGCGCGACUGGAAGCGGAAGGCCCUCUUCCUGGGGGGGCUCUGCUUUGCCUUCUACUUGCUGGGGCUCCUGUUGAUUACUGAGGGUGGCAUCUUCUGGUUCACCCUCAUGGAUGCCUACAGCACCAGCUUUGGGCUCAUCAUCAUCGUCCUCUUCAUGUGCCUCGGCGUUGCCUUCUUCUACGGUGUGGACCAAUUCUGCCGUGACAUCGUUGACAUGAUCUGCCUCUGCCCUCCCUGGUGCAGCAAGCUGCUUCUCUACUUCAAAGCCUGCUGGACGAUCGUCACGCCGGGGAUGCUUCUGUUCACCCUCUUCUAUAUCUUCCUGGAUUUGUCGAGCACGACUUUGCACUAUGGCACCUACAAGUAUCCACGCUGGGGGGAGGCCCUGGGGGUCUGCCUGGGGGUCGUGACCUGCAUCCAGAUCCCACUUUGGGCAGCCGUGGCUCUCUGCAAGGAGUCCGGGACGCUGAUAGAUCGGUUCAGGAAAGCCAUCCACCCUCUGAAUUCCUGGCGCACCACAAAUGGAAACGGGCGUGACUUCUCGCACCAGAUCAUCGACGUUCCUUAUACCGUGAAUCUGACGGACCACGACUUCACAGGGGGCUGGCGGCAGCAGGGCAGCAGCGAGGCAUGAAUGGGGAGGAGGAUGCUUUCCACCCGGGAGGGCCGGCUUGCAGGCAAGCCGGGGCGCGACAGGGGCGUCUGCCGCAUGGGUGAAGUGGCCAAAAGGGCAGCCUGUUUGGCAGAGUCUCUUGGCCAGGGCUCAAGGAAGGUGGCACUUCAGGAACAUGCACUGCUCUUGUUGGGCAGGAAACAGCGGAAACUUUUUAAAAAAUGAAGCAGAGGGGUGUGUGGGUGCGUUUUGAAAUACGCGAGGUGUCCUGGCAGGCAUUUCUCACCUGCUGCCGCCUUUGCAGAGUUGGUGCUCAGCACCACUGCAGAGAUCUUGGGCUGGCCUCACCCUCUGCCCCGCCUUGGCACGGAGGGCCCUGGAGGGCCAGUUCUCCAGGGGUGCCUCUCUGAUGCUGGGCUGGGGCAAGGAACCACCAGAGCCCCGCCCACUUCCCCCGAGGCUCCUGCUCCAAGCGGCCAGAGCUGGGGAGGCUAGGCUGGCUUGGUCUCUGCUCUUCUCCCUUAGCAGCCUGACCGUGGGCCCCAAGGUAGAGCAGGGUGAGUCCUCUCCUACUUUGCUUGCCCUUCGGCUCGCUCUUUAGACAACAAACGCUAGCCUGCGUUUGGCACACCUUGGUGGCUAACGGCGCUUUCCAGAAGGCGCUUUGGGUGUGACCGCCUCCUGUUGUUGGCUUGGCCCAGGAGAAACACUUCUUCACUAAACAAGGGGUAAGAAUGGGGGUGGCCCAGGCACAGAUGGCUUUAAAAGGGAUUAGGAAGAUUCAUGGAGGUCUAUCCAUGACUACUAGCCAUGGUUGACUAAAGCCUCCACAUCCAGAGGAUCUAGCCAUGUUAGUCUGUAGUAACAAAAUAAUAAAGAGUCCAGUAGCAACUUCAAGACUAACAAACUUUAUUGUAGCCUAAGCUUUCGAG